Messenger RNA from Hydra vulgaris (swiftwater hydra), 1379 nucleotides. RefSeq names its product platelet-activating factor acetylhydrolase. Lineage: Eukaryota; Metazoa; Cnidaria; Hydrozoa; Anthoathecata; Hydridae. The record is from RefSeq and is a predicted model, not a curated record. Gene Ontology annotation, molecular function: 1-alkyl-2-acetylglycerophosphocholine esterase activity.
AUGAGUUUUAUCAUUUUAGUAAACAUGGUAAUAAAAUAUAGUGGUCCACACCAUGUUGGUUGUCUUGAUUUGAUGCUCAAGUCUGCAAAAAUUGUUGAAAAUUUUCAUCCUGAUGUUUUAUCUUGCUCUGAUCUUGGUAGUCUUUUGCGACUUUUUUAUCCAUCUGAACCUUCAUCUCAAAGUUCCAAAAAAGCAACAUGGCUUCCUGAACCAAAUCAAGAUCAAUACUUUGAAGGAUAUGUGCGUGAACUUCGUUUUGGGUACUUCACUAAAAAAUUAUUGAGUUUUUGGAAGUCAUUUAGUUUACCAAUAUUUGUAAACGAGCAAUUAGUUAGACACCAGGAAUUGAGACCUGUUUUUAACAAUCAUUCUUUGCCAGUUAUUAUCUUUAGUCACGGUUUGAUGGGACAUCGCAAUUGUUAUACUGAAUUUUGUGCCCAACUUGCAUCUGAAGGAUAUCUAGUUGUUGCAGUUGAACACAGGGAUGGCUCAGCUAUCAGUAGUUUCAUUAAAGAUGAUAAAUCUAGUAGGUUAGUUGAAAUACCAUAUCAUGAAAGUCCUACAAAUGAUUCUCCAGAAACAACAGCUCAAAGAUAUAUUCAAGUUGAGCAAAGAAGUAAAGAAAUUAGCAAAGCUUUAGAUAUUGUUGAACUUCUAAACAAGGAUCCAACUUUAAUUGAAAACUGUUUAGAAACUGGCAAUUUUUCCAUUAAGGAUUUUCAGGGAAGGAUAGAUUUAUCAAAGCCUUUUCUAAUUGGUCAUUCGUUUGGAGGAGCAACCGUAAUAGACACAUUGAAUAAAGAUAACAGAUUUAAGUGUGGUGUUGGAUUAGAUGUUUGGUUUACAGCACUAACUGAUGAAAGUUUUUCCAACCCUGGAAAACAAUCUGUUCUUUUAAUAUUCACUGAAUAUUUUAACUGGAAAUCUAAUCUUCAAAAGACAUAUAAUUACAUGGCUCAAAAAGAAAAAGGUGCAACUGAGUUGAUUACCCUAAAGGCAGCUGAUCAUUACGAUCAAUCAGAUAUUCCUGGAAUAAUUCCAACAUUUUUUCAUCCAUUUCUCAGAGGAUUUCUUAGACAUCGAAUAUCUUAUGCUUCUGCUAUUGAUGUACAAAGAAAAGUGAUUUCUGAUUAUUUCAAAAAAUGUUAUAACAAGCAAGAUGGAUCAUGUGUAAAUUUGAUCGAUGACAAGUAUAAGCUGUCGCCACAUUUUUUAGUGGGCUCGAACAUAGAACUUUCAAAUCAUUGAGAAUGAAAAAGUCUGAAAUAGCCAAUCAUAAUGAGGAACAUAAAAUUAAAUCAAGUUUGUGCGGUACUUGUGAAUUUCUACUUUUUAUUUUUAAUAGUUUCAAUGUUAAUUAUGAAUUGCAUAUAUUUUUA